ACAAAUUACAUCCUCUCCGGCUCCUUCCCCGCUCGAUGCUUCUGCUGCACAGAUAGGUCUAUUCUCUUCUCCCUCUCUCUCUCUCUCUCGAACUGACUUAGAGCCACUGUGAUCCUUGCGAAUUUCGGCGGCAGGAUUGGGUGUUGAGGUUGAUCGAGGAAGAUCGGUGAUUGGUUUGGCUGGGUUUUUUUCUGGAGUAUACUAAUAAGAGUGGGAAGGAGGAGAAAAGGGGCUUGGUUGUCCUGUGAUAGUUGGGAUGGGUGUAGGGAAAGGCAAAGUUUGUAUAAUGGUUUCAUGGGCUCAGGGCUGAAGAGAACAAAAUUGACGAAAGCGGAUCCGUGAAUCUUCAAUAUUGAUUAUCGUUUGACUCAGUCUUGGGGCAGGUUCGGGUAUCCAAAUAUGACUUCUGCAGCUCCUAGUAAUACUCAGAAGUUAACUACGAAUGAUGCACUGGCCUAUUUGAAGGCUGUCAAAGAUAUUUUUCAGGAUAAGAGGGAGAAGUAUGAUGAGUUUCUCGAAGUCAUGAAGGAUUUUAAGAGCCAGAGGAUUGAUACUAGCGGAGUAAUUAUGAGGGUGAAAGAACUUUUCAAGGGGCAUCGUGAUCUUAUUCUAGGUUUCAACACCUUCUUGCCUCAUGGGUAUGAAAUCAAGCUUCCCGAGGAAAAGAAGCCUGUUGAGUUUGAGGAGGCUAUUAGCUUCGUGAACAAAAUAAAAAAUCGAUUCCAGAAUGAAGAGCAUAUUUACAAGGCUUUCUUAGAUAUUCUAAAUAUGUAUAGGAGGGAGAAUAAGUCCAUUCAUGAUGUUUAUCAAGAGGUUGCAGUGCUUUUCCAGAGUCAUCAUGAUUUACUCGAAGAAUUUACACAUUUUUUACCAAAUACAUCAGCCACAACUGCUCCACAACAUCUAUCUUCUGUAAGACCAUUUGUGAGGCGUGAUGAUAGGAGCUCUCUGAUGCCAUUUAUGAGAAAUCCUCCAAUGGUAAAGUAUUCUUUUUGUCAGAAGGAAAGGGCAAAUAGUUCAUACUUGGAGCGUGACCUUAGUGUUGAUCGUCCUGAUCUAGAACAUGAGCAGAGGCGCACUGAGAAGGAAAAGGACAGGAAAGAAGAAAGGGAUAGACGAGAACGAGAUCGGGAUGAGAAAGACUUUGAGCAUGAUAGUAGGGAUUUAGAAUUAACUCGCAAAAGGAAACCUUCUCAUAGGGUUGAUGAUGAUGCCCCUGAACUGAUGCACCAAGGAGAAGGUGCUGAAAACUUUGGAAUGUACUGCAUGUCUGCUUCAUUUGGGGAUAAGAAUUCCCUAAAGAGUGUAUAUACACAAGAAUUUGCUUUUUGCGAGAAAGUUAAGGAGAAAUUGCACCCGGAUGCAUACCAGGAGUUUCUAAAGUGCUUGCAUAUAUAUAGCAAGGAGAUUAUUACCAGAGAUGAACUGAAGAAUUUGGUUAGUGAUAUCCUUGGAAAAUAUUCUGAUCUGAUGGAGGGUUUCAAUGAAUUUUUAGCCCACUGUGAGAAUAUGGAUGGAUUCCUUGCGGGUGUUUUCAAUAAAACAGAACCCUUGUGGAGUGAAGGACAUAAGGCUAAAUUAGUUAAGGUGGAGGAUAGAGAAAGAGAAAGGGAGCGUGAAAGAGAUGACAGAGAUAGAGACCGUGAAAGAGAGAGAGAUAAAGAUAAGGAGCGAUGUGACAAAGGUUGUUAUAUUUCCAAGGAUACAGCUAAUCACAAAGGUCCUUUGGUCUCAAAAGAAAAGUUUAAUUUAUACAAACCAAUUUCAGAGCUUGAUUUAUCAAACUGUCAACAGUGUACCCCUAGUUACCGCCUACUGCCAAAGAAUUACCCAAUUCCUGCUGCAAGCCAAAGGACUUCGCUUGGUGCAUCUCUACUGAAUGAUGUUUGGGUAUCAGUGACUUCUGGAAGUGAGGAUUAUUCUUUUAAACACAUGCGGAAAAAUCAAUAUGAGGAAAGCUUAUUUAGAUGCGAGGAUGAUAGGUUUGAGCUGGACAUGUUACUAGAAUCAGUAAAUGCUGCUACUAAGCGAGUGGAGGAACUAUUGGAGAAGAUGCAGGAUAACACCAUCAAGCCGGAAUCUCCAUUUCACAUUGAGGACCAUUUUACAUCUCUAAAUUUAAGGUGCAUCGAACGAUUAUAUGGAGAUCAUGGGCUGGAUGUUAUGGAUGUUUUACGGAAGAAUGCUAGCCUUGCAUUACCUGUAAUAUUGACUCGUCUGAAGCAAAAGCAAGAGGAAUGGUCAAAGUGCCGUGCAGAUUUUAAUAAGGUGUGGGCAGAAAUUUAUUCAAAGAACUAUCACAAAUCACUUGAUCAUCGUAGUUUCUAUUUCAAGCAACAAGAUACAAAGAAUUUGAGUGCGAAAGCUCUGCUGUCUGAAAUUAAAGAAAUUAGUGAGAAGAAGAGGAAGGAGGAUGAUGUGCUUCUUGCUAUUGCUGCUGGAAAUCGGAGACCUAUAAUUCCCAGCAUUGAAUUUGAAUAUGCAGAUCCAAAUAUUUUCAAUGAUCUCUAUCAGAUCAUUAAAUAUUCAAGCCGAGAAGUAUGUGCAUCUUCAGAUCAGUUGGACAAAGUCAUGAGGAUAUGGACAACCUUUUUGGAGCCAAUAUUUGGUGUCCCUCCUCGCCCUAUGGGAAUAGAGGAUACUGAAGGUGUCUCAAAAAUUAAAGUUCAUAAUAAAACUAGUGUAGCAAAUGCAGGAGAAAGCAAUGGUUUUCCCGAUGUUGAUGGAUUUAUAGCCAAUAACAAGUCUGUUAAGGGUGAUGGUGGCAUUAUUCAAGAACAGGCAACAGGCAAGAUUAGAGUUGCAAAUGUAGAAGCAGUGGUUCUUGACAAUGGUGUUCAUGAUAGCGAUAGACCUGUUCUUCAAAAUGAUAAUAUCUCAAAAACUCCGGUGCAAGGACGAGUUCAGACUAGUGCAAAUGCAUAUGAAAGGUCUGUUAUAACCAUGCAUGUUGCUCCUGGUGGACGUUCAAUUGAUAUUGUUCCUGCUUCUUCCAGAAUGCAAUCAAAUAUUUGUAUUGUGUCGGGGUUUAGUGCAACAACAAAGUCCAGUCAUACUGGUACUGAGGCUGCAGCUGAGCCUCGUGCUCACAAUGACGUUUUGCCUCCUUUAGAGGGAGGGGAUACUGCAAGAUCAAUAUUAGUGACAAAUGGCAACUGCAUUACCAAAAGUAGUAAAGCCAAUCGCUACCAUGGAGGUGUUGGUUCUCAAAAUGAGAGGGAGGAGGGAGAGUUAUCACCUAAUGGAGAUUUUGAAGAGGAUAAUUUUGUGGCUUUUGAGGAUAAUGCUAUGGAUGCAUCUACUAGACAAAAGGGUGGUUCUGCUAACAGAACAUUUCAGGUUAGAGAUGGAGAAGUUGAAGCCUGUGGUGAUACUGCUGGAGAGAAUGAUGCAGAUGACGAGGGUGAAGAAAGCGUUCAGAGAUCUACAGAGGACAGUGGAAAUGCAUCUGAAGCAAGAGAGGAUGUUUCAGGCAGUGAAUCAGGUGAUGAAUGCUCUCAUGAAGAUCAUGAGGAAGAAGAUGCGGAUCAUGAAGAUCAUGAUGCUAAGGGUGAAAGUGAGGGUGAGGCUGAUGGAAUAGCAAAUGAUGCUGAGGGUGAAAUAACUUCAUUGCCUUUUUCGGAACAGUUCCUGCAGACUGCGAAACCACUUGCAAAGCACGUACCUGCUGCAUUACAAGAAAAGGGCGAUAGAUGCUCAAGGAUCUUUUACGGCAAUGAUUCAUUUUACGUUCUUUUCAGACUUCAUCAGACUUUUUAUGAAAGGAUUCUCUCAGCAAAGAUAAAUUCAGCAUUUGCAGAAAGAAAGUGGAGAUUUCCGAAGGAUGCAACCAAUCCUGAUUUAUAUGUCAAGUUUACGACUGCAUUGUACAGCUUGCUUGAUGGCACUGCCGAUAAUACAAAAUUUGAAGAUGAUUGUCGUGCUAUUAUUGGCACCCAGUCCUAUCUGCUUUUCACGUUGGACAAAUUGAUUUAUAAAGUCGUUAAGCAGCUUCAAGCAAUUGUAGCAGAUGACGUGGACAAUAAACUUCGUCAGCUUUAUUUAUAUGAAAAGUCAAGACGACCUGGACGAUUUUUUGAUAUGGUAUAUCAUGAAAAUGCACGUGUUCUCCUUCACGAUGAGAGUGUAUAUCGAUUUGAAUGCUCUUCAAAUCCGGCUAAGAUAUCAAUUCAGUUGAUGGAUUAUGGUCUGGAGAAACCAGAAGUUACAGCUGUUUCUAUAGAACCCAAUUUUUCAUCUUAUCUGUACAACGAUUUCCUUUCUAGUAUUUCAGAUAGAAAGGAGAGGCUUGGCAUUUUCAUGAGAAGGAACAAGAGAAAAUUCAGAAAUGAUGAUGACGAGGAUUCUAUUUAUUGCAAGGCCUUGAAUGGUCUUCGAAUUUUCAAUGGUCUGGAAUGCAAGAUAGCAAGUCUCACAUCUAAGGUUUCCUAUGUUUUGGAUACGGAGGACGUUUUGUUCCGCAUGGCAAAGAGGAGGAGACCUUCCCAAGGAGGUCAAACUUCUCGAAAUCAAACAAAUUUUUUAAAGUAUUACACGGAAAAAGUGCAGAAGUUCCAUUGUUUUCAGGCUAUGAAUCUAACAUGAUCUAUGAUAGCCUAGGACAAGUAGGAAUUUUUUGUCCUUGGUUGGGAGCUCGUUGGUUCGGUGCUGGGCAACUAACUGUUGUCUCUGACGUUGGAAAGAACAAUGAUAAGCAUUUAUGGAGUUGUAUGAUACAGAUGCCUAUAGUGGUUCAACUGGUUGCUUAUGCAACAGCAAUCAUGUAUAUAUUAGAGAUAUGGGUGGUCAUUUGUCUCAUUCGAAUACAGAACAGAUUUUAGUUUUUAUUGCCCUCACAAAAAGCCUUUUUUUGUCUACUAAAUCUCAGAAAUUCUCCCCACUUCUGAUGCUU
Molecule: messenger RNA, 4891 nt
Organism: Dendrobium catenatum
Lineage: Eukaryota; Viridiplantae; Streptophyta; Magnoliopsida; Asparagales; Orchidaceae
Product: paired amphipathic helix protein Sin3-like 4
Exons: 23
Coding region: 400-4584 (1394 amino acids)
Biological process (GO): negative regulation of transcription by RNA polymerase II
Cellular component (GO): chromatin; histone deacetylase complex
Molecular function (GO): transcription corepressor activity
Source: RefSeq, a predicted model, not a curated record